AUGGCUCCUCGCGGGCCUGCAAAAACUCGCGACUAUGACUAUUCUAACGUCGGUAAAGCUGGGAGACGAACGGGAGUUACCUUAAAAGAAGGCAAGCGCGACGAGCAUGGAAUGGAGGAGAUUGAUGGGAUUUUCUCAUCUCCCGAAAAGUCACCCGAAGCAUAUGGCAACAACACUACGAUUGGGUCCGAUGGAAUGUCCAUGGAUGAAGGCAACGGGCUUGGGCCCGCUGACUUCUUGAGUGGAACGAACGGAGGGCGCGCAUCCUUCCUCCCGCCGCCGGUUGCGCGAUCUCCCAUGAAAUCCGGCUUGAGUGGAUCACCGCGGCGGACUCCCGGCUUGCGAUCUUCUGCAAGCCCGCAACGUGACAUUCUCUCUUCCAGUCCAUCAGAUGGUAAGGGGCUUGGGAGUGCUAAGGGGGAAACACGGCGUGAUGUAUCCCCUCUUACCAACCGUUCCAUCAAUGCGCCCUCUCUAAACCAUGUCAAUGGCCUGCGGAAUAAUAAAGGAAUCAACAAGACGGCAGACACCACGGUCACAGUUGACUUCUCAGACAGUGACGCUAAUAGUCAAAUGAACGGAGACGAAAAUGCGAAUGCAUUUGAGCAGAUGCGAAACAAUUACGACGACAGUAUCGACGCUGGCGACGACACUUUGGCGGAAGAUCAACAGGAUGAGUCUGAGCGCGUUGAUCGUGUCGACAUGGAUAUUUCGUCGUACAUAGCUGCCGGUUCGCGCAAAACAGAGCGAUCAAGAGUCGUCCCCAAGCCUAAAAAACCUGCACAAUCUAAGAAAACUCGGGCCCAAGAAGUCACACAGCAAAAUGAGACGAGCGAGCAAGGAAAUGUACAGAAACGAAAGCGCCCUGGGAGACCCCCAAAAUCGCAAAGGAUGAACAAUGAUGAAGAUGAUGCCGUGGAACGACCUUCCAAGAAAUCAAAGACUGCCAGUCAGACUGGACGGGGGUUGAAGAGCUCCGGAAAUCCAGAGUUAGACAAAGUUGUGGAAAAUUAUGUCAAUCGUACGGGGCCUUUAAAGGGUCGGAGCCUAUACAUACUGAAGCGGGAAAUACCCACUGAUGGCAGCGCAACCCACACUCGUUCGGGGCGAGUUUCUGUUAGGCCGCUUGCCUACUGGAAAAAUGAGAGGUGCGUUUAUGGAGACGGCGAGGCCGCCGAAGGCCAUCGCUAUCCACUUUCGACUAUCAAAGAGAUCAUCCGAACAGAGGAACUGGAACCGGAGAAGAAAAAAGUCAGUAAACGGCGGUCAUCCAAGAAAUCCAAGUCGCGGAAGAGUCGAGACGAUGAUUCGGACAAUGAAGACGACGAUUACGUCGAUCCGUGGGAGAAAGAAGGCGGCGUCUUGCAUGGUUAUGUUAGGAAAUGGGAUCCAGAUACCCAAGCCGGUUCCAUCGAAGAGGAGGUCCUCGAUAUCGCCUAUGCUCCGUCCGGUAUCGAGACGAGAGAUGUCAAAGACUCUACCUUCCGCUUUGCUAAGCUGCUGAGCUCCCCGUUCAUCGGCUCUGGAAUCGUCGAACUGCCCCCAGGAGGUGUCAAGAAACCCAAGAACUCAAAGAAGAUGCACAUGGUCUUCUACGUGUGUCACGGACGGGUCCAGGUAGAUAUAUCUGGCGUGCAAUUUAGCGCUGGAAAGGGCUGUGUAUUUCAAGUGCCAAGAGGCAAUUAUUACAGCUUUGCGAACACGCAUGGGAAGGAUGCUCGGCUCUUCUUUACGCAAGGCUGUGUUCCGGUGGAGAAUGACCAGUCCAGCCCCGGAUCAGCUUCCAAGCCAGCUGUCUCAACUGAAGACGAGUCAACAACUCAAAGGGGUCGCCCAAACGGUACCGGUAAAGGCAGGCCGAAAGGCAAGCAAAAGGCAGGAAGUGGGUCUAAAGCUUCAUGA
This is a messenger RNA of Aspergillus fischeri NRRL 181, 1902 nucleotides long. Its product is annotated as Cupin domain protein. Gene Ontology annotation, molecular function: centromeric DNA binding. Gene Ontology annotation, biological process: kinetochore assembly; attachment of mitotic spindle microtubules to kinetochore; spindle attachment to meiosis I kinetochore. Bases 1 to 1902 code for a protein of 633 amino acids. The transcript is spliced from 5 exons. NCBI's taxonomy places the organism in Eukaryota, Fungi, Ascomycota, Eurotiomycetes, Eurotiales, Aspergillaceae. Gene Ontology annotation, cellular component: kinetochore. The record is from RefSeq and is a predicted model, not a curated record.